Ascochyta rabiei is the source of this 993-nucleotide messenger RNA. RefSeq lists its product as uncharacterized. The record is from RefSeq and is a predicted model, not a curated record. Gene Ontology annotation, molecular function: protein binding. The transcript has 2 exons. The coding region runs from base 1 to 993 and encodes 330 amino acids. Gene Ontology annotation, cellular component: THO complex part of transcription export complex. Gene Ontology annotation, biological process: mRNA export from nucleus. Lineage: Eukaryota; Fungi; Ascomycota; Dothideomycetes; Pleosporales; Didymellaceae.
AUGGCGCCUCCCUCACGCGCGCGAUCGGUGGGGAAAAGCUCCUUCUCGCCCGCCUUUUCUCGACUCAAGACGUCCGCAUACGUCGAUGUGCUCCGCCCGAACGCCUCGGUUUCCGCAUCGCACUAUGUUCGCACAAUCAGCUGGAAUGCAUCGGGCACGUUCAUAGCGACCGGCGCCGCAGACCGUACAUUGCGCAUCUGGAAUCCCGAGAAGACGAAUGUCAAGAACUCGACAGACCUGCGCACACCGGGCGCACCAGCUGCGACGUCACUCGAGCGCGUCGCCUUUCACCCCAUCAACGAGAAUGAGCUCGCAAGCUGCAGCACAGACGGCAUGGUGAGAUUCUGGGACAUACGGUCAAAAGCGAGUGUAGGUGAAGUACGAGUCGGCGAGCAGCCCUUCACUCUAGCAUGGGCCCCAGAUGGCAACGGGAUAGUCGCAGGGCGCAAGGAUAACGUUCUCGUCUCGAUUGACCGCACCGCCCUCCGCACCCUCGCCGAGCACCGCCAGCCCGUCCAGACCAACCAGUGCGUCUUUGACUGGUCCGGCGCACAUCUCUUCCUGACCUCGGGCGACGGCAGCAUCAAAGUCGUCGACUACCCCUCCUUCACCCCAGCCCUAACCCUCAAUGCACACACGUCCUCAUGCUACGCCAUCAGCAUGUCACCCUCGGGCGAAUACCUAGCAGCCGGUGGCGGCGAUGCGCUUGUGUCGUUGUGGGAUACACAAGAGUGGAUCUGUGUGCGGACGUUUGACCUCACCAAGGAGCCUGUCAAGAGCGUGGACUUCAGCUUCGACGGCAGCUACAUCACCGCGGGCAGUGAUGACAAGGACGAGAAGAAGAUCAAGAUUGCGCAUGUCGAGUCAGGCGAGGUGGUGCACGAGGUCAGCGUAACAAGCGCGAGUAGCGUGGUUAGUUGGCACCCGUGUCGCUAUGUAUUGGCCUACUCGGCGGAGGCGCAGGGAUUGAGGAUUGUGGGGGGUAUCAGUUAG